Cercospora beticola is the source of this 573-nucleotide messenger RNA. The record is from RefSeq and is a predicted model, not a curated record. Lineage: Eukaryota; Fungi; Ascomycota; Dothideomycetes; Mycosphaerellales; Mycosphaerellaceae.
CUACUCACCCACUCAAGCCAUCAACCACUCCAAACCACGACUAUUGCAGGCUGUCUUUGUAUCAAGAUGAAAUUUUCAAUCUCAAUUCUCACCACUGUCCUCAUGGCUUUCACCUGCGCUCACGCAAGGCCCGCAGAUUACAAACAUGGCAACACAAUUUGGGAAAGAAGCGGCACACCAGACCCCGACCGUGGAGGGUCGAAAAAGAUUUGCACGGACCCACUCAAUCGGUCCUGUCAUCCCAGUAAUCCUGGGUCGGAUGACUGAGGAACUGGCCCAAGAAAACCGCAAAAUUGCGUUGCCAUCCUGCCUAACCGACUAUUUCAGGCUUGUCACGUUAGCAUGAACAGGAACAUCUACACUUCUCUAUCGAUAAUAUAAGGCAAAGAAUGCUCUAUCGCUUGUCAAGAACUUGCUCAAAUGCGCCAACCCAAAGUCAACUCCCGACCGCAUCUGAUACAAACUGAAGUUCUUUCUUACAAUCCUUCUUCCCAUGCUAUUGAGCUACACGUACGCCCCUGCGAUUCCAGCAGAGCUCGGCAAACGACAUUAAGUCGGGAAGAAUUGCAACGA